Molecule: messenger RNA, 3368 nt
Organism: Leguminivora glycinivorella
Lineage: Eukaryota; Metazoa; Arthropoda; Insecta; Lepidoptera; Tortricidae
Gene: pwn
Exons: 18
Coding region: 128-3217 (1029 amino acids)
Molecular function (GO): calcium ion binding
Source: RefSeq, a predicted model, not a curated record
AGAAUGAGGUGCUGAUGUCUUCUGAUGGAGACAGAUUCGAGUUUAAUUUUCCGGGGAAGCCAGGAGGGCUCCAAAGGCCAGGGCGUUGCCUUUGGGGCCCAGAAUACGGCCUACUGCCGUGCAACCGAUGUAUGCCACUAUCAACCCUAAUGAACCCAGACAAAACACAGAAAUACAGAACAUCAUAACUGGUAUAGUCAAGCUUCUGAACGGUAACGUCAACGUACAAGCUAAUACACAACUCCUUAGACCAGGCAGACCUAUGAACUCAAGGAUAAACAACAGAGGACCACCUCGCAUAUCUGAUGUUCCACCUAUACCUGACUUUGACAAGCCUCUAACUCCCCCAACUCACACCUUUCAUCCUACAAAGACCCCUCCCCCCUACCCCUUCGAUAGACCCCAUCAUGGUGUUAAUUUGCCUGAACAAAUUGUCCCACCACUGAACCCUCACAGACCAGGGUUCCACAGGCCCAACAUUCCCCCUUGGCAACGACCUAGACCUAGGCCUCCUAACAUGCCAGGCAGACGGCCCAACCCUGGUCUACCUAUAUACAAACCUCCUCCUAUGCCUGUUGAUAUACCCAACUUAGACGAAGAGGAAGAAGCUGAUAAUGAAACUAAUCAUGAUAACCACUUAGUCCAAGAUGAAAAAGAGACUGUAACUUUACUGAAUUUACUAGUCUCAAAUACCACAGAAGAGAUUGAGAAAGAAGAAAACAAACUAACCACAGCCCCUGAAACUACAAGUAGUACAACAACCACAACCACAGAAAAAACAACAACAUCCACAACGGAAAAAACAACAACAGAACCACCGAAAACAACAACCGAAAAAGCCAAAACCACAACAGAGAAACCAAAAACAACUACCGAACGUAAAACUACAACAGAAAAACCAAAAACUACAACGGAACGUAAACCUACCACAGAAAAAGCAAAAACUACAACAGAAGCUAAAACAACUACAGAGAAAUCUAAAGUUGAUAAGAAGCCAGAAAAGAAGAAAGAACCGUUUAACGCUGAUAAAAAAGAUAAAUACAAGAUAGAUGAAAAACCAGGGAAUAAGACAACGAUUGAGACUAUUAUAGACAUUAUUGAGUCGUCGAUAGAUGAGUAUAAGGCCUCAUCAGCAGCUGCCGCCACCCCGACUGAAGGUCUGAUAUCUCACGCGCCGACUGCUAGUGUUUCGGAAAGUCCGCAUAGCGUGGUGAAGACAUCUUCUAUCAAUGCUCAACCAUUGCCGUCCUCCCAAACGCCAUACCGUCCGUACCGCCGUCCGGGCAUCGUGCUCGACGAUCCGGACUUCAAGCCGGCCGGCAGCCGCCGUCCGGUGCCGGACGCGCCCGUCCUCACGGCGCCUUUACCGGGAUACGGAGAGAUCUUUGAUGUCACUGUGUCUGCUAUUCAGGGACCUGGGGAGAAAGGUGGUGCUUCUAUCCACAUUGAAAACGUGAACCCAAUGUCGGGGCAUGCGGAGGACGACAUAAUCGUCUCACCGUCAGGCGAGCAAGGCUUCGUGUCCAUCGACGGCAAACGGACUUAUCUCAACCUGUUCGACACAUCCAGUCACCAUGUGGAGCCGACGAGGGUGCAGAGCAUUCAGCAUUCUGCACCUCCGGCACCAGUGCCUCACCCGAGCCACCCCCUCCCCAGUCACCCACCAGCGCCAGGAGUGGGCACCGGCAUAGCGGUCCCAGCAGACCCUGAGCCAGUCCCACCGAGGAGACCACCUGCCUACCGUCCGAGACCACGACCUCAAGCUACCGUCAGGAUUGACACGUGUAUAGUUGGCGACGACUCGACGUGUGACCAGGCGCAGAACGAGAAAUGCAGGACUGAGGCUGGUAUAUCGAGCUGCCAGUGCCGGCCCGGCUACGCGCGGCGCACGCACCGCGACCCGUGCCGCCGCGUGGUGUCACUCGUGCUCAACUUGAGAGUAGACCGGCUGUAUGAUAAACCGAUGACAUGGGACAACAAGUUGACGGACAAGGAUUCCGAACUAUACCAACAACUGAGCUACGAGGCGCUUAGGGCUAUCGACUCCGCGUUCUCAAUGACGCCGUUCUCCGACGAGUUCGUGAGCGGCUCCAUCAACUCUGUGCACCGCGAACUUGGUUCUGGCGUCUAUGUCAACUACACCAUAUUGAUGUUGGAAUCCGGAGAGAUGCUGCGUCCAGCAGUGGGCGCCGAGAUCCACAAGCAGGUGCUCGGCGUGCUGCGCCGGCGCUCCAACAACGUCGGCGCCUCCGCGCUGUGGGUCGACCAUCUCGCUGGUGCGGUCGCUCCACUCAAAGAUCUGGAUGAAUGCGCGUCUCCUGAAUACAACGACUGUCAUCAGCUGGCGCACUGCAUCAACACCUGGGGAGGAUUCCGAUGUUCUUGCCCAGACACGACACUAGACGCGCAGGAAUCUGGGCCGUUGGCUGGAAGAGAUUGCCGCGCGUGUGCCAGUAGCCACUGCAAUGAGAGGGGGACUUGUCACUACAGCAACCGACGGCCUACUUGCAGCUGCACAUCAGGCUACUACGGUUCUACGUGCGAGGUGGACGGCGAGGUGGUGGGAGUGGCGGUGGGGGCGUCCCUCGCCGCCGCGCUCGUGAUCGCCGCGACGCUGGCCGCGCUGCUCAGUUGGAGUCGUAAAUGGUCCCGCGAGCAGAAAGCGGUGGGCAUGGGGUCCCCCGUGUUCAGCUACAUGCAGGGAGUCAACACUAUCAAGGCCCCGCCGGUGGGAGGCCCGCCUUACCAGGUGACAUUGGAGGAACGAAUGCGCUGGGCGCAAAUCGCAGAGGCAAUGGCGCAAUCCAACCAUUACGCGACGGAGAACCAGACGAUGGCGACGCGACCGUCGUCGGCCAUGUUCGGCGGCUACCCCACGCUACCACCCGUGCCCAUGCCCAGACUGGGACUUCACCACUCGGGUACGCUAAACACAGUGGCGUCACGCGUCAACACAGCCGGCUCACACCACAAUUUAUAUGGAUACACAAACCACAUGGCGACGGAAUCCUCGUCAUCUGAAGCGUCGUCGCACGCACAGGAGCGAGCUGACUUACUGCACGCGCCGAGGCCCAAGUCCAGAGCACGCAGCUUACACAACCAAACCGGCAUCUAUUAUGACGUGGAAUACGAGAACGCGGAACCCAUCUACGGCACGAAAGGCAUCCCUCUCUCAACAUACACGGUGAGCCGCGGCCCGCCCUUCUACCGCGCCUAGUACUUGUAGUGUCGCUGGCCUCUCACGACCACCCUUCCGCCGUCAAUGGAGUUUGCGAACGAUGUAAUCGAACGUUCAAUGAAAUAUCCAAAUUCUAAAUAAUUAAAGGUAAGGUCCAUACGGUUAAUUGUGUCCGGCCAUCUCAUUUGAC